This is a messenger RNA of Symbiodinium natans, 2688 nucleotides long. The record is from the annotation of a GenBank genome assembly. Lineage: Eukaryota; Dinophyceae; Suessiales; Symbiodiniaceae.
AUGGUGGGCAUCGGUCUGGACGAACGUGUCCAGCGCCUUGACCGCAUCUUCCAGAGUUACUUCUAUCUUCCUGCAUGCUCUCUGACAAGCACUGAUAUGUGCUCCGUGUGGCAGGCUGUCGCCAAACCAGAUGGCCGAAGAAAGGUCUAUCUUGAAUACGUCUCUGGACGAGCUGACCUCACCAAGGCGGCCUGCCCCUCUAACAUUCCUCAGUGUUCUGUCCACCUCCAUGUUGCAUCGCUUGGCGUCCCGUGCCAUUCCAGGUCAAAAUCGCACGAUGACGCGUGUGAGAAGCAGCUCGGGCCGAAAGUGCUACGUGCGGGCUCACUUUGGUCUUGGUACUAUUGCUAUCUUCUCCUGUUCAAUUCGGAAGCGCUGUGUGACAAGUCUCAUGUGGUAGCAGAACAUGCAUCGCUUUCUCCAGCUUCGCUGAGGUCUUCUAACGUGCAGCUCGAAAGGCAUAGUCGGCUCAGUAACCAGAGCGACGCGAGCACGGCGGACACGAGAGGGUCGCGUCGGCUGAGUGGCUCGGGCAUCACUGAAGCUACGGAACUGCCAUUGCUUUCCGAGGCAGGGUUCACAUCCGCGGAGGAUGACACCACGCCUUGCAGUAAUGUUUCGCAGUGCGACCAUGAGACGCUGAGCAUGUCGACAUUCCCGUCAGAUGGCUCAGCGAAUUAUGAUGACUCGUGCGAGAAGCAUAGUCGGCUCAUCAACCAGAGCGACGCGAGCACGACGGACACGAGAGGGUCGCGUCGGCCGAGUGGCUCCGGCAUCACUGGCGCUACUGAGAUGCCAUUGCUUUCCGAGGCGGAGGAUGACACCACGCCUUGCAGUAAUGUUUCGCAGUGCGACCAUGAGACGCUGAGCAUGCCCACCAUUGCUCCCCCCAACUUCGUGCCUGGUGCCGACGCUCACCGGUAUCUCUGCCAAUGGUGCUCGCAGGUGGAAUGGCAGCUGUGGUGGCAAUCGAUUCGGUAUGAGGACGCGUGCCAGAAGCAAGCCGAGCAUCAGCGGCGGAUACAGCGAGUCGCGUCCGAAAACAGCAGCGAGUUGACGGUGCUGGUCGCGGCCCUCCGUGCUGAGAAGCGCGUGCUGGAGCAGCGGCUUGGCCAGUGUGAGGACGAGUUGUUUGACGCCAAGGAGUGCCUGAUGAGUGAGUUCAUACCGCACUGCGCUCUCCAAAAAGAGUUGGAGCAGGAGCACAAGAUCAGCAGCGGCGCGCGCUGCCGUGUCGAGAAGCUGCGAAGCAAGUACGAAGAUGCUUGCCAGCAACGGGACCAAGAAACGAAGCAAGUGGAGCUUUGUCGGCAACAGCUGCAACGCGUCGAGACCAGAAACGACGAGUUGACCGUGCUGGUCUCAGCCCUGCGGGCUGAAAAGGACUUGCUGGAGCAGCAGCACUGCGCUCUCCAAAAAGAGUUGCAGCAGGAGCGCAAGAUCAGCAGCGGCGCGCGCUGCCGUAUCGAGAAGCUGCAAAGCGAGUACGAAGAUGCUUGCCAGCAACGGGACCAAGAAACGAAGCAAGUGGAGCUUUGUCGGCAACAGCUGCAACGCGUCGAGACCAGAAACGACGAGUUGACCGUGCUGGUCUCAGCCCUGCGGGCUGAAAAGGACUUGCUGGAGCAGCAGUUCAGCGAUGCUGCGUUGCAGGCCACCUCCAACCAGCAUUUAUCUGAGAAGUGUCAAGCGCUGGACGCGCAGCUCAAGCAAGAUGAAUGCGCGAGAUCUGCAAACAAGAUCGAGCCCACCAAAAUCCCGGCCUCUGCCUCGGACGCUUGCAGCAAGGCAUGCCAGACGUGUGAUCAGGACGAGCUUGACAUUGGCCAGUCAUUCCCAGAGACCUCUCCGGCGGCGGCGGCGGUUUGUCCGGAAGAGUGGGACCCAUGCAAGCUCCUUUUGCCGGAUCUCUUGCCAUACCUCUCCGUGCCGGAUAUCCUGAGCUGGCGCCUGACGUCCCGGCAGACCAGGAGCCCCGAGGCCUUGCUACGGCACGUGGCCGAAAUGGGGAGCUUGGACAGGCCUUCGUCCAUCGUGGAGUAUUCAGAUGCGGUGAUGCGGGUCUUAAAUGGAGACUCGGGCAACUUUGACAUCUUCUCAGAUGAUGCCCAGCAGAAGUUGUUUGACUGUCGACGGUGGUGCAGGCCGCGAGCACUAGCUCGAUUUGCUGAGAGCUGUGUAACCGACAUCGUGCAGAAGAACCUUGGGCAUCUGCUGGAGGGCACCCGUGCUUUUGACGAGGAAUCUUUGUGGCUUGCGGCACACCACGUACUCCUCAACUACGGUCUUGGUAGCUCUCCGGCGGUACAGAACCAGAUCUCAGAAAGCAUGCUGGAUCUGUUGGGAGAGAUGCUGAAAGACCUGCCGCGGGAAGCUACCAGACCUAGCAGGGCCCUGUGGAGACGGAUACAGCGUUGCAAAUCGCAUCUUAAGAUCGUCCUGCGCUCCUUGUCCAAGCCUCAAAGACAGAACUGGGUGUCCCUGUUGGUCGAAGCACUGCACGGUACGCAAGCCGCUCCAACGAGCGUCCACAAGAGUCUGCUUGGAGAAUUGCUUCUCCUCUGGCGAGCUGACGACAAUCCCCGCCAAACAUACGCAAAAGCCCUUGGGCAGCUGGAAGCCUUGAGAAAGUCCGAGGCGUUCCGAGACAGCGGGCCUGAGUUCGACGCCCUGAGCGCAGCAUGCUGA